AUGAUAAACCAGAAACGCCAUGGUAAGACCCUUCAGCUUUCAAUCUACCCAACAACUAAAAUCUCCCAGUCUCGACCAAACCCCGGCACCCUGGCAAUCGCCCUCUUCCUCACUACAGCUGCGAUCGCAUACACGCGCACAGGAACAAUCCAACAAUCCCUCGAAUCCCUUCCCACAAACACCUCCCUAGUACUCGCCCUUUUCUCCUUCAUCGGUAGUGCCUUAGAAUCAAUCCGCACCAAGACACCCGCGGCGAUUAUCCUGGGCCACAUCUUCAGCGCCGUUUUUGCUGUUAGCUUUGCGCGUCUACGCGAGGGCGAGCCCUCUGGUGCUGAGAUUGGCUUAGUCGGGUCGUUUGCAUUGGCUGUAAUUCCAAUGCUGGCGGACGAAAGCUGGGGCUUGGUUCCGAAGGAAUUGGGGUAUGUUGGGGGGUAUGGGGUUGUGGUUUUCGCGAACGAUUAUGGGGGCGUUGGGUUGGCUGUGACGUUGCUUUUUUCGUUGGUGCUUUUGGCUUUUAGGGAUGAUAUUCGGCUGAUACAGAGUCGGGUGGAUCAAUCUAUUUAG
Messenger RNA from Penicillium odoratum, 564 nucleotides. RefSeq lists its product as uncharacterized. The record is from RefSeq and is a predicted model, not a curated record. NCBI's taxonomy places the organism in Eukaryota, Fungi, Ascomycota, Eurotiomycetes, Eurotiales, Aspergillaceae. Bases 1 to 564 code for a protein of 187 amino acids. The transcript has a single exon.